Messenger RNA from Coffea arabica (coffee), 1313 nucleotides. Its product is annotated as putative late blight resistance protein homolog R1A-3. The record is from RefSeq and is a predicted model, not a curated record. Gene Ontology annotation, molecular function: ADP binding. Gene Ontology annotation, biological process: defense response to other organism. NCBI's taxonomy places the organism in Eukaryota, Viridiplantae, Streptophyta, Magnoliopsida, Gentianales, Rubiaceae.
UGCCCAACCUUGUUCUCCUAAAGUUCAUUGCCAUCAAUUUCAACCUCAAAAACUUACCCAAGAGCAUGUCUAGCUUACGUAACUUGGAAGCCCUUAUAGUUCACACAACUGAACCAACCCUAGAUAUACAAGCAGACAUUUGGAUGAUGACAAAGCUAAGGCUUCUACAUACUAAUACCACCGCAUCCUUGCCGGAGUGUCAUGAUCAAUCCUCCAGCAGUGAAUACUUACAAACUUUGUCCACCAUUUCGUCUCAUAGUCUCACGAAGGAAGUGUUUGAAAGGACUAAGAAACUCAAGAAGCUUGGUAUAAGUGGGAGUUUAGGCACUCUAGUGAAGACCAAUGGUGAUUCUGAUUUGUUUGAAUGUCUUUGCAGACUAAGCUCCCUUGAAAAUUUGAGGUUACACAGUGAUGAGUCCAAGCUACUUGCCCUUCCUCAACCAGAUAAAUUACCAAAAAACCUAAAAAGAUUGAGUCUGCAUAAGACCGGUCUGGAAUGGAAUAAUCAUAUGCCUAUUCUCGGAGGGCUCCAGUCUCUUGAGGUUCUCAAGUUAAAGGAUAAAGCUUUUGUGGGAGUAGAGUGGAAGACAGAAAAAGGGGGUUUUCGUUCUCUCAAAGUUUUGUUCAUUGGAGACACAGAUCUAGAGAAUUGGGAGGUUAAAGCGGAUGAUCUCCCAGAACUGAGAUGGCUUAUCCUCAAGCAUAUCAAAUCUCUUGAGCAGAUGCCAUCCGACUUUGAACACAUGAAGAACCUUGAAAGGAUUGACCUGGAGCGUACCAAUAGGUGGCUAGUUAAAUCUGCUAAGGACAUUCAAAAAUCAAGGCCACAAAUUAAGCUCAGUGUUUAUCCUCCAGAAAAGUGAUCGCUGACUAACGAUGUUCUGUAAGUGCUUCUUUUACAGAAUAUCAUGCUCACCUGCUUUUGUCUUCUGCUCCCUUGAAUGAAUUCUUAAAAAGGAGGCGCUGAAGCAUCUAUCUUCUUCAUGUUUUCUUCUCUGUUCUGCCUUAAUAAAGCCUAUCUGCCUAGCUCUGGCCAGCAACAUUCAGCUACUAUAUAACCUCUUUGAAUUGUUUUUGUUUCAAUAUCUUUGAUAAUGUCAAAUUUUCUUUUCAACAAGUGUAUUGCGAUGAAAAUAAGGCCACAGAUCUCUUGGCCAAAUGUGUGCUAGAAGAACAAGGUGAGAAGGUAUUUGUUUCUGCAUGGAAUCUCAGCUGGAUCAUAUCUAGAACCUCAUAUUUUCUUCCUGUUGGGAGGUUGGGUUUAGUUCCAUAGUCUUGCUUCCUUGUAUUUUUAAGUUGGGGUGUGAACUUUG